Molecule: messenger RNA, 213 nt
Organism: Neurospora tetrasperma FGSC 2508
Lineage: Eukaryota; Fungi; Ascomycota; Sordariomycetes; Sordariales; Sordariaceae
Exons: 2
Coding region: 1-213 (70 amino acids)
Source: RefSeq, a predicted model, not a curated record
AUGUUCGACGCCUUUCGUUCGGGUGGACGGAAAAUUAGGAAGAAGACGAAGACGAAGAAGAAGACAAGGACGAAGAAGACGAAGAGGCGAAUGAAGAAGGUCAGACUCCCGUUGGAGGAUACAUCCAGCUCCAACGUUCCCUUCCUUCCUAUCAUGAAACCAAUGAUGGCCUUCCCGCCCUCACGAAGAAGAAGAACAAGAAGACGGCGAUGA